This is a messenger RNA of Cynara cardunculus var. scolymus (artichoke), 1091 nucleotides long. RefSeq names its product peroxidase 25. NCBI's taxonomy places the organism in Eukaryota, Viridiplantae, Streptophyta, Magnoliopsida, Asterales, Asteraceae. The record is from RefSeq and is a predicted model, not a curated record. Gene Ontology annotation, molecular function: heme binding; peroxidase activity. Gene Ontology annotation, biological process: hydrogen peroxide catabolic process; response to oxidative stress. The coding region runs from base 1 to 975 and encodes 324 amino acids. Gene Ontology annotation, cellular component: plasmodesma; plant-type cell wall. The transcript is spliced from 4 exons.
AUGGAGAUUACUUUGCUAAUCAUCGUUAGUUUGAGUUUAUUCUUAAUCCCAGUUGCUAAAUCUCAAGGAGGAUUGAAAUCAGGCUUUUACUCUUCUACAUGUCCCAAAGCUGAAGCUACUGUGAGGUCUACUGUUGAAACACACUUCAAGAAUGAUCCUACUGUUGCUGCUGGCAUUCUCAGGCUUCAUUUUCAUGAUUGCUUUGUUGAGGGUUGUGAUGGCUCAAUCUUGAUCAAGGGUCGUUCUGCUGAGAUCAAUGCAUUGCCUAAUCUUGGAUUAAGAGGAUUUGAAGUUAUCAAUGAUGCUAAAACACAGUUGGAAGCGUUGUGCCCUGGUGUGGUUUCUUGUGCUGAUAUUCUGGCAUUGGCUGCUCGUGAUUCGGUUGAUCUGAGUAAUGGUCCAAAUUGGGCGGUGCCAACAGGGAGACGAGAUGGUAGAGUCUCGUCAUCAUCCAAAGCUUCAAACUUACCGUCACCUUUAGAUUCUGUCGAUACCCAGAGGCAGAAGUUUGCAGACAAAGGCCUUGAUGAUCAGGAUCUAGUGACGCUAGCUGGUGCCCAUACGAUAGGCCAAACCGAUUGCAGAUUCUUUAGAUACCGUCUAUACAACUUCACGACAACCGGGAAUUCAGACCCGUCCCUGAGCCAAUCGGCUCUGACCAACUUCCAGACCCUGUGUCCAAAGAGCAGUAGUGGCACAGAACAGGUGGCUUUGGACAAGGACAGCCCGAUGAAAUUUGACGUGAGCUAUUUCAAGAACGUGCGUGAUGGGAACGGUGUUUUGGAGUCAGAUCAGAGAUUAUGGGGCGACCCUGCGACUCGUGACAUAGUGCAAAACUACGCGGGAAGAAUAAGAGGGUUGUUGGGUCUUAGAUUCGAUUACGAGUUCAAAAAAUCCAUGAUCAAGAUGAGUAGCAUUGAAGUGAAAACGGGUGCACAAGGAGAAAUUAGAAAAGUCUGUUCUAGGUUCAACUAAAUAAAGGGUAAUUUAGUCAUUUUAUGGAAGUGUAACAGUUUGUAUGUAAACCCUGAAGUGUUUUAUGGAUAACUGUUUCAAGGGCAUGUUAUUAUGGAAGCUGUCAUUGUGUUUUG